Messenger RNA from Caenorhabditis elegans, 1189 nucleotides. RefSeq names its product GILT-like protein C02D5.2 (gene C02D5.2). Gene Ontology annotation, molecular function: oxidoreductase activity, acting on a sulfur group of donors, disulfide as acceptor. The transcript has 6 exons. Lineage: Eukaryota; Metazoa; Nematoda; Chromadorea; Rhabditida; Rhabditidae. The record is from RefSeq and is marked reviewed. Gene Ontology annotation, cellular component: membrane. Bases 1 to 972 code for a protein of 323 amino acids.
AUGUCCAAAUAUUUGCGCACGAGUCACCCCUCUCCACUCAUUUGCCGCCCAAUUUUGACGUUUUCUUCCUUGCACAUUUUGACAGCAUUUCUAAUUUCAGGAAAUUCUUCAUAUAUCAAUUGGUCAGUCACAAUUAUCCUCCUCAUUCUUGGACUUUACGCCUGUCAUCGAUUUUUGAACAUGAAGAAGUUGACUCGAGAUGCACAGGAACCACUUUUACCUCAUAUCCGCCCCUCCACAAGGAAUAAAAUUCGAAAAUAUAUUUAUGGAACUAUUUUUAUUUUAUCAAUUUUUCUCCUUUAUCGAUCACUGAACAGUCCAGACACAUCAAAACACGGAAUUGGCAGAAAUGGAGAUUUUAUUGAAUAUGAGCCAAAAGCAGGACCCACGAUAAAAGAGCCUGUAGAGAAUAUAGUUAAAUUGGACGUUUAUAUGGAAGCACAGUGUCCGGAUACAUCUAGAUUUUUCCGUCAACAACUUAAAAAAGCGUGGGAUAUUCUAGGAAGGCUAAAUCGAAUCGAAUUGAAUGUAAUUCCAUUUGGAAAAGCGAGGUGUACAGAGAAAGGAAACGAUUUCGAAUGUCAAUGUCAGCAUGGUCCGACAGAAUGUCAGAUUAAUCAAUUAAUGAAUUGUGUCAUUGAUCGAUUUGGGUUUCCACAUAGAUAUUUGCCAGGUGUUUUGUGUAUGCAGGGAAAAUAUUCAUUAGAUGAGGCAAUGAAAUGUGUUACUGAGAAUUAUCCAUCUGAAUAUGAAAGAAUGCGUGAAUGUGCAUCAGGAACUCGAGGUCGCCGCCUUCUUGCUCUUUCCGGACAGAAAACUGCAUCACUAACUCCAGCAAUUGACUUCAUUCCCUGGAUUGUUAUUAAUGGUUCACGUAACUCGGAUGCUCUUUAUGAUCUAACACAGAAUGUCUGUGAAGCAAUGCAACCAAUGCCAUCUGCAUGCAAAGAUUACUUACGUUCAUUACAAUAAUCACAUCUUUUACGGGUUGACUUUUCGUCUUAUAGUUUUUUUUAAAAUACAAUUGGUGUCUAUCUAUGAGUGCCUUUCACAACUCGGCGGGUCCUAAAAUUGUUUAUUAUAUUUAUUUAAAUUUUUGUUGUAGUUUGUGUUAGUGUGACUAACUUAUUGUGUUAAUUUUCUUAAAAAGAACGUUUUUUAUUAAAAUAAAAAGUUGCAAAUUGUAAAA